AUGAUGGCACCAUAUAUGCAAUAUAUAGGCAACUCAUUCCUAAUGUUUUUUGCCGAUGUGCAAGUGACAACUGUAACACUCUUCUCGAUAAUGUCGUUUGUUAUACAUGAGUGUUCGGAACGAAAAAUAUUUCAAAUAAUCAAUAAACUCGUUAAUAUGUACGAAAGGAUUUCAACAAAGUCAGGCGUUGAACAGAUACUGGGACGCACAUUUGUAAUAUCUGUCAUAUUGAAAUUUCUACUUAGCGCUUUCGGACUGAUAUAUGAAAUUCCAUUACUGGUCGAAGGUACAGGACUGAUGAGUUUUUUAGCAGGCAUUUAUCUUUGGUUAAGCACAAUAUAUAUAUUGGAUUGUUGUUUCGUGGGCUUUAUGGUCAUCAGACAAAUGUACAUUGCAAUGGCUAUACAUCUGGAGCGGAUGCUUGAAAGGAUGAGCCGAAUUGAAUCGGAAGAGCCGCAACAGCGUUUAAGUAAACAUCAACGUAUGAAAGAAUUGUGCUUGUGCUCGGAAAGCAUCGACGACAGCAACAAUAUUUAUUCGGUUUUAUAUGAGUUGACCAAAGAGUUUCAUCACAUUUUUCGCUGGCAAGUGCUUUACUACAUUUACUACAACUUUGUGAUCAUACUGAUGCUUAUGCAUCGCUUUAUAUCGCGAUUUAUCGAAACGGGUUAUGUGGAUUUAAUGGCGUUUUUCUCCACGGUUUUUAAGUUUUGCAACUUGGCUUUCUUAAUAUUUAGCACUGACGGUGUAGUGCAGAAGUCACAGCUGACCGAUUUGCUCAAUUUGGAUCUGGUCUGCUCAGAUAUCGAUGCGCGUUGGGAUGAAAGCGUUGAGACGUUCAUAUGCCAACGCAAAGUGGAAAACCUCGAAAUUAAGGUGUUGGGAUUCUUUCACCUCAACAAUGAGUUCAUCUUAGUCAUAUUAUCGGCCAUUAUGUCUUACCUCUUUAUACUAAUUCAGUUUGGUUUGACAAUUACCUUCGAGCGCGAGACAAUGGUUAUAGCCGUUAUAAAAUAA
Bactrocera tryoni is the source of this 1017-nucleotide messenger RNA. RefSeq names its product gustatory receptor for bitter taste 93a (gene Gr93a). Bases 1 to 1017 code for a protein of 338 amino acids. The transcript is spliced from 3 exons. The record is from RefSeq and is a predicted model, not a curated record. Gene Ontology annotation, biological process: sensory perception of taste. NCBI's taxonomy places the organism in Eukaryota, Metazoa, Arthropoda, Insecta, Diptera, Tephritidae. Gene Ontology annotation, cellular component: axon; dendrite; neuronal cell body.